UACAUUUCAAAGCCCAUUAGGGCACUGACAACUGAUGCGGGCUAUGACGGGGCUGACACUAUAAAUGGGGCCCGUCCAGCGGGCAGCUCCAGCUUAGUAACUAGCAUGUGGCGAUUUAUAUUUGUAUUGGCUCUGCUGCUGGUGUACACUGCGCUGGGCAUACGCGUGAAUUGCCGUCACAUGGAGCGCAUUCACGAGGAUCACAUCCACUACUGCUGCAAGCAUCCGGACGGCCACAACGACGUCAGCGAGCUCUGCGCCCAGAAGACCAACUUUAAGCUGCCCUCGAAGACGGAGGAGGCCAUGGAGGAUAACACUGUGGAUGCCGUCAUGACCGGCAACUGCUGGGCCAAAUGUGUCUUCGAUCAUUAUAAAUUCUUGGUCAACGACACCCUGGACAUGCUGGCGGUCAGGAGUCACUAUAAGAGCGUGCACAGAUUGGAUCCGGAGUACGAGACUGAAAUGUUGGCGGCUUUUGACGAAUGCCAUUCGAAAGCUGUGGAGGCAACAUCUAUCUUCCUUUCGAUGCCCAUCGUACGCGCCUUCAGCAGUGCCAAUGUGUGUAAGCCCCUGUCGAGCGUCAUCUUGUCCUGUGUGAUUCAGACGUUCUUCCAUAACUGUCCGAGAAGUCGCUGGUCGAACACCACGGAAUGUCUCGAGACUCUGGCGUUCUCCAAGCGGUGCAAGGAUGCGCUAACCACAAUGUGAAUGAAGGAAACUGAAAAACUAGCAUUAAAUUCUAUAUAUCUAUAUUUUGGAAUUAUAUGAACAGAUCAGCAUAUAUACAUA
Molecule: messenger RNA, 789 nt
Organism: Drosophila arizonae
Lineage: Eukaryota; Metazoa; Arthropoda; Insecta; Diptera; Drosophilidae
Gene: Obp58b
Product: Odorant-binding protein 58b
Source: RefSeq, a predicted model, not a curated record